ACAAACAUGGUUGGAUAUUGUGAAAUUAUUUGACCAAAGUGAAUAUAACCUAGUUUUAGGGUGUAGCAAAGGCAAAUUUCUCUUAAUUUAAAUACAAAAGCAUUUACGGUCGCCACUGAAACGUUGAUGGUAUAACCAGUGCCUUUGCAAAAGGAUAGUUUUCAACCAUUCUUUCUACAAAUUUCAAUCAUGGGAUGUGCAGCGUCUUCAAACUCGGGAGGUACAGUUAUUAAUUCCAAUCCUGCAGCCUCCGCACCCCCUUACUAUGGACCUAAAGUUGAGUACAGAUUUGUGAACACAGAAGUGUCGAUGACCGGAAAGAUGUUUGCUCUUAAACAAGGAGAUCAGUUGACAUCUUCGGAUAUGGAUUCCUUCUACCCAUUGCUUUCAGCACCAAUGGCAGAGGGCUUCCACAUGGUGUGUUACAGAAACGUACCAGGCCAAGUCCAGACUCAAAUGAUGUCUACUACAGUCAAAUUACCGUACCAGGCUAUUUAUAUGAAGAAGGAAAGCGAGCCAGAGAACACAUAUACACUGCUUAUAGAGAGAUCCAGUAUUCAACCAACACAGAUAAGGCAUGGUUUGAUACCUUUAUUUGGCAAUACCUCAACCGAGGUGAACACUGAAACUAACCAUCUCCUAUCAUCAAUUAUGACACACAGUCAAAAUGGUGGUCGGUUUGUCACUCUGUGUGCUAGUGGAAACUCUGUGUCUUCUGGAUAUAUGAAUCAAAUGUCUGGAAAAUCUCCUGUUUCUGGAGUUGAUUUAUUUUUUGAGAUACCAAAUAUGUCGAGAGGAAAAUUUGUAUACCAAACUAUACCAGUACCUGUACAAAUCUCUAUGAAAAUACAAGGUUUAGGCAACCCUCAAACUAUUGUCAACUGUGACUGGCUUGGAAAUUUCCAUGGUCCCCUUUCUCAAGGCUGGAAAAUGGUGAACAUCUUUUUUGAUAUGUCAUCUAGUAUGAACAUGCAGCAAGGGUUAAUGAGUAUGCAAGCAGGCAUCAACUUGAAUACUAUUUGGUUCUUUGAAAAACCGGAAGAUCAAAUGAAUGACAAUACUCAAAAAUACGAAGGUACAAUGGUAGAAUUUAUUUAUGACGUAGGUCGAUCAGGCUUGUUUAACAUCAAAUCUAACUUGGCCUGGGAGGGUAAGAUAACUGAAAUGGGUCAACAAGGCUGGGAAUUGGUUUGUAUUAUAGACUAUCCAGGACUUGUUGGAGGUGGUGGUGCCUUCAGUAAACCAACCUUGAAACUGUUAAUGUUUUUUCAAAGAGAACUUCAACAUUAACAGCUUAAUAUCCAGGCCCUGUUUCUCGAAAAAAUCGUACAAUCAAUUUUUGUCGUAAGAGUGGUAUCUCUUAAUGUAAUGGCAAUUUUUCAUCCUUAGACUUUUUGAGAUAAAACGGGUCGGUUCUCUCAACCUAGCUGCUGUUGACAUGUUAUUUCUGAAUAUUGAUUUUGCAAUACUAUUUCACCAAAGCUGUAUUCGUUAUUAUGUUAUAUUUUAUUUUUAUUAAAAUUUAUUGUUAUCAU
This is a messenger RNA of Lottia gigantea (owl limpet), 1535 nucleotides long. RefSeq lists its product as hypothetical. NCBI's taxonomy places the organism in Eukaryota, Metazoa, Mollusca, Gastropoda, Lottiidae. The transcript is spliced from 4 exons. Bases 190 to 1290 code for a protein of 366 amino acids. The record is from RefSeq and is a predicted model, not a curated record.